CUCAUUGAGUCUCUUUCCCAAACCUCUAGGGAGAAGGGAUGUGGGAGGAGGGGCAGAAACAUACAGAGAGCUGGAAAGGGGGGUUGGGAGACAAGAAAUAAAGACAGAAGGAGACACACACCACAGAGAGGCCGACAGACUGAGAGACAAACAGAGAAACAGAGACAGAAAAAGAGACAAAGGCAGAAAUAGAGACAGAGUGGGAAAUAGACUAACUCACUGAGUAAGAAAUAGAGAGGGAGAGAGAGAGAACAAGGAAAGAGAUAUAAACAGAAAAUUAGACUCCAAAGAGAUACAGGGAGAAAGACAGACUGAAAGAAAGAACAGAAAGAGAAGCGAGAAGCCAGGGCAGAGUGUGCCAGCUGGCGGAAUGGAGGAUUCCCUGGCAUGGGAGAUGUAGUGGUUGAAGUCUGGGCAGAACUGGGUGGGCAGGAAGAAGCUGGUGCCUCAGUGGGGGUAAGGGGGAAUGGGAGGGGCAGGCAUUUUGCUGCUGCUGCUGUUGCUGCUGCCUGAGGUCAGGAUGGGGGUGUCCUGGAGACCCCCAAAGGGAAAAUGUCCUCUGAGCUGCUCCUGCUCCAAAGACAGUGCCCUCUGUGAAGGCUCCCCGGACCUGCCCGAGAACUUCUCCCCGACCCUGCUGUCACUCUCACUUGUUAGGACUGGAGCUACCCAGGUGAAGACCGGCAGCUUCCUGAGAGUGCCAUCACUGCACUUGCUCCUCCUCACAUUCAACUCCUUCUCCGUGAUUGAGGAUGAUGCAUUCGCGGGCCUGUCCCAUCUGCAGUAUCUCUUCAUCGAGGACAAUGAGAUUGGCUCCAUCUCUAAGAAUGCUCUCAGAGGACUUCGCUCACUCUCACAUCUGAGCCUGGCCAAUAACCACCUCGAGACCCUCCCCAGAUUCCUGUUCCGAGGCCUGGAGACCCUGACUCAUGUGGACCUCCGUGGGAACCCGUUCCAGUGUGACUGCCGUGUCCUCUGGCUGCUGCAGUGGAUGCCCAGCGUGAACGCCAGCGUGGGGACCGGAGCCUGCGCCGGCCCCACCACCCUGGCCCACAUGCAGCUCCGCCACCUCGACCCCAAGAUGUUCAAGUGCAGAGCCAUAGAGUUGUCCCAGUUCCAGACAGUUGGAGAGUCGGCGCUGGGUGUGGAGCCUUUCUCAUACCAGGGGGAACCCCACGUCGUCCUGGCACAGCCCUUUGCUGGCCGCUGCCUGAUCCUCACCUGGGACUACAGCCUGCAGUGCUUCCGGGCGGAGGAAGAGCUGUCCGCGCCCUCGGUGGUAUCCUGUAAGCCUCUGGUGUUGGGCCUGCGCCUCUUUGUGCUGGCUGCCCGCCUGUGGGGAGGUUCGCAGCUGUGGUCCCGGCCCAGCCCUGGACUGCGCCUGGCCCCCACUCAGGCCCUUGCCCCGAAGCGGCUGCUGCGGCCCAAUGAUGCCGAGCUCCUGUGGCUAGAUGGGCAGCCCUGCUUCCUGGUGGUCGAUGCCUCCAAGGCAGGCAGCACCACACUGCUGUGCCGAGACGGGCCUGGCUUUUACCCACGCCAGAGCCUCCAUGCCUGGCACCGGGACACAGAUGCUGAGGUCCUCGAGCUGGAUGGCCGGCCUCAUCUGCUGUUGGCCUCAGCCUCACAGCGGCCGGUGCUCUUCCACUGGCUUGGGGGCCGCUUCGAAAGGCGCACGGACAUCCCUGAGGCUGAGGAUGUCUAUGCUACGCGCCACUUCCAGGCCAAUAGGGAUGUGUUCCUGUGCCUCACACGCUACAUUGGGGACUCCAUGGUCAUGCGCUGGGAUGGCUCCAUGUUUCGCCUGCUACAGCAACUUCCAUCACGCGGUGCCCAUGUCUUCCAGCCACUGCUCAUCGCCAAGGACCAGCUGGCCAUCCUGGGCAGCGACUUUGCCUUCAGCCAGGUCUUCCACCUUGAUCCUGACAAGGGGCUCCUGGAACCUUUGCAGGAGCUGGGGCCCCCGGCUUUGGUGGCCCCCCGGGGCUUUGCCCACAUCACUCUGGCUGGCAGACACUUCCUCUUUGCUGCUUGCUUCAAGGGCCCCACGCAGAUCUACCAGCUUCAUGAAUUAGAUCUCAGUGCCUGACACUGGAUGGGACCCUGGACAUGGCUGGUGAAGGGGUUGGUGUGGGAAAUCUUAGGCCUCUGAGCAGCCUCUUGAUUGACCUCCUGGCCCCACAUAGGAUUAUGGCUGGUCUCGAGAAAUACUGGCCACAGGCCAAGUUCAAGGCAAGAGCUGUCCUUCCAGUCUAAAGCAACAGCUUUGCUGUGUUGCAAAUAACCGCCCCCCCCACCCACCAAGGGUGAUCUGGGAGCUCAGGCUGGAGCAUGCAGCAUCAUGGUGGGGGUAAUGUGCAGAACUCCAUGAGGUCUAGAAGCCCCCCUUACCGUCAAACCACCCUUCCCAUUCCCUGUUAAAGCACUCAGGAGGAGAUAACUUUCCUCUCAAUCUGGCCAAUCGCUUUUAGUGCACGCCCCCAUGACGUCAUCAGUUGCUGGGCAGGUUUCCCUGCUGGGCUUGCUAACUUCCUUUGCUGCUUGUGCGCAUGCCUGCUGCUAAGGAGGAAACCCAGCUUGUUUUCCUCUUGUUCGAGGAGGGGAAUGGGAGGGAAAGUGGAAGUUAUUAUGGGGAGACCCGGGUACCCCUUUCCGGUGGGUGCCAGGGGUGAAGGCAGAAGGUUUCUGAAAUCAAUAAAUGCGCUGGGCACCCGCGCCACUCGUUGUUGUGGGAUCAUUGGGAGAGUGUAUGCUGGGUGACAUGGGUGGAGGGCAGUGUCCCAGGAGCAGUGUUACGGAGGGUGUGGUUCCUGAAGUGAGCCUCUGGA
Molecule: messenger RNA, 2828 nt
Organism: Artibeus jamaicensis (Jamaican fruit-eating bat)
Lineage: Eukaryota; Metazoa; Chordata; Mammalia; Chiroptera; Phyllostomidae
Gene: LGI4
Product: leucine rich repeat LGI family member 4
Exons: 9
Coding region: 467-2089 (540 amino acids)
Biological process (GO): myelination in peripheral nervous system; neuron maturation
Molecular function (GO): protein binding
Source: RefSeq, a predicted model, not a curated record